ACACUCAAUUUUAACUCCGUCAUUCUCAAUGUCAAAUCAAUUUAUUCUUUGAAUAAAUAUUUUAUUGGGUUGUUGAUUUUGAGUUUCGAGAUUAAUAAUUUACUUUUUUCUAUUUUAUCUAGAUAUUUUUUUGGUAUCAUUAAUCUGAUUAAACGAAAUGUGUUGAAGUAAUUUUAUGAUCACAGCUAGGUACCAAACAAACAUUUUUCGAUUUGCUGUGUGUGAAUCAUAUGUGUGAAUGUGAAUUUCCGUCCAACUCAUUGAAAUAGAACAUAAUUAUUAAAGUUUGAAUCAUUGUAAGGUACAUAGCUAACUAGGUACCUAGAUAAAUCCUCCAAUACGAUGGGUAAUUCAGGAUUAAAACAACAUUAUGAGACUGCUUCAAAAACUGGUGUUUUACAGCUUUCCGACCAUAAAUUAAAAGAAGUACCUACAGAAGUACUUGCUUUAUCUGAUAUACUUAGAAAUUUAGAUCUAUCUAAAAACAGAAUAUCUUUUUUGCCGGAGGAUAUAUCUAAGUUUAAACAGUUGAAACAAUUAAAUCUAGAUACCAAUAAACUGGAGGUAUUACCUAAUACUUUAUCUAAUUUAAAGAAAUUAGAAUUGCUGAAUGUUUCAAACAACUCACUGUCGGUAUUGCCACAGACAUUUACAAAUUUAAAUAAUUUAAAGCAAAUAUAUUUGAAUAACAACAGACUCAAGGAAUUUCCUUUGGAAUUGUUAAAGCUUCAUAAUUUAGAGGUGGUGGAACUGUCUAACAACAAGAUUACAGAGAUACCAAGUGGCAUGUUUGAGCUGUUUGCUAUGGAAUUAAAUUUAAGUCAAAAUGAAAUAUCGUCACUUGGUGAUGACUUACAUCAGGCCCCCAGACUGAAGAUCUUGAGAUUAGAAGAGAAUUGUUUAAGCUUAGAUGCUAUUCAGCCAAGCUUAUUAAGAGAUUCCAAAAUACACACCAUUAACUUAGAUGGCAACCUAUUUGAAGCAAAGCAACUGGCUUCUUUGGAAGGAUAUAAUGAAUACACAGAGAGAUACACAGCAAUGAAAAAGAAAAUGUUUUGAUGUAAUUUAUGAUAAUAAAUCUUAAUAAUUUAUGAUAUAUUUAGUAAAAUGUAAUUGAGCACUGUAAUAAUUUUUCAAAUACACACUAUGACUAAAUAAACCGAAAAUGCUCUUUUCACCCUGAUUUAUUGAUAUAAACAUUUAUUGUGUUGUUUUAUUGAAUUAGUUUAUUGAGAAAGAAAAAUGUUUUUACUUGUAUAAAAUUUAUUUGCAGAGGAUUGAUCAGCAUGAAAUUGUUUUCACAUUUCUCAUGCUAGCAUUUAUAAUGCUAAUUGAUAUAUUAUUGUUAUUUCAAUUUAAAUCACUUGUAUUUUAAAUUAAAUACUUAACUAUGGUAUAAAACACAAGAAUUCACAAAAAUACCAAAUUUUCACAUGUUUUUCUUCUGCAUUCACUCAACUCUUCCUAGUGCUAGUUUACACUGCCUUGUGUAUGUAUGGCCUCCUAUCUUGUAAAAAAUAUUGUUUAGACCUUACAAUUGGCAAAAAUUAUACCUAAAGCAUAUUCUGAAAUAUGUACCAGUCAAUGUCAAGUAAAAAAUAAAUAAAAUUUUGCUUCA
Molecule: messenger RNA, 1618 nt
Organism: Plodia interpunctella (Indianmeal moth)
Lineage: Eukaryota; Metazoa; Arthropoda; Insecta; Lepidoptera; Pyralidae
Product: leucine-rich repeat-containing protein 57-like
Exons: 1
Coding region: 343-1059 (238 amino acids)
Molecular function (GO): protein binding
Source: RefSeq, a predicted model, not a curated record